UUUGUGUAUCCACAAACAGCGGUAUCAUCAAUUCAAACCCCCCAUCCUACUAAUGCUUCCAUUAAUACUUCUUCCACUGCAACUUUCACCUCAAGUGCCAUCCCAACCGUCCCAACACCUACAACUGUAGUAUCCACAGACAAUAGUAAAGUGAUUGCAGUUUAUUAUUCUUAUUGGAAGCGUUCCUCUUUAGCCGAAAAUAACUUACCAUGGACUAAAAUCACCCAUGUGAACUUUGCAUUCGCGAUCGUCGAUGAUCAAUUCAAUCCGGUUCUGGAUGUACAAUCACAGACUGUGUUAACCACAUUAGUAAUUUAUGCUCAUGUAGCUAAAGUGAAGGUCUUACUUUCAGUUGGGGGAUGGACAGGAAGUCGAUAUUUUAGUACAUUAUCCUCGACUGCUGCAUCUCGUACUAAAUUCAUAAAUGCCACUGUAUCCAUGAUAAAUCAAUUUAAUUUAGAUGGGGUUGAUAUUGAUUGGGAAUAUCCAGGAAAACAAGGGAUGAUAUGCAAUGUAGUGAAUCAAAAUGAUGAUGCUAAUAAUUUUUUGGCAUUGCUAACGGAAUUGCGCGCUGCGUUAGGUAAUGACAAGUUGCUCACUUUGGCUGUACCCACUUCUCCAUUUAAUGGCCCAAAUGGUACAAUAAGUGACGUAAGUUCAUUCGCUAAAUUAGUGGAUUGGGUUAAUAUCAUGGCAUAUGAUGUUAGUGUCUCUGAUAAAUAUACUGAAAGUUGGGCUCAAUUCACAGGUCCAAAUGCUCCUUUUGAUAUUCCUAAUACUACAACCAAUCGUAUAUCUUUCAAAAGUUCGAUUUCAAAUUGGGUAAAUGCUGGAAUGCCAAGCUCUAAGAUCGUUAUGGGUGUUGAAUUUAUGGGACGCGCACAAACUGCUCUAGAACCAAUGUCAACAAGCCAAUAUGUUAAACGUGAUCCCGUUGUUCCUCAAGGUGAUCAAUUUGAUCAAAUGUCUGCUGAUCCAUGUUCUGGUGCUGAUUCUAGUUAUUCGGGUAUAUGGACUUGGAGAAAUUUAAGACAACAAAGUCUUUUGGAUUGCACUUUGCAAAGCAGUAGCCUUUGGACACGUAAUUUUGAUAAUGUGACACAAACACCAUGGUUAUACAAUCCAAAUACAAAUAUUUAUAUUUCUUACGAUGAUCCACAAUCCUUGUACGUAAAAGCUAAGUACACAAAACAACAAGGAUUAAAAGGAAUUGCUGUUUGGGAAAUAGCAAAUGACAAUGGUCAAGAAUUACUUAAUUCAAUUCAAAUAUUAAAUCACAAUAUUCCAUCACCAACUAAUGAAUGUAGUGCAUUAAGUGGUCCUGCUAUUGCUGGAAUCACGUUGGGACUUGCUGCUUUAUUGUCAAUAGCUGCAUUUGUAUAUACUUGGUAUAAAGUCAAAAACGCUACUGUUGUUGGUCCGAUUAACAAAAAAUAUGAAAAUGACGAUGCUUAG
Racocetra persica is the source of this 1455-nucleotide messenger RNA. Lineage: Eukaryota; Fungi; Glomeromycota; Glomeromycetes; Diversisporales; Gigasporaceae. The record is from the annotation of a GenBank genome assembly.